AUGGUGGCUGGUACAGAUAAGAAGAUGGAAGCUGACGAACUGAUGGAGUUCCUGGACAAUUUGCCUGAGGGAACGUCGAAAGGUGCUGCUGCUGCUGCCGGUAGUACUGGCGCAAACGCGUCAGCAGACAAGAAUGAGGAUAUUAUGAAGUUUUUAGAUGAUCUUGAGAAGGAUACAAAGACAGAAACUAAGAAGGUGCAAAGUUCGGAGAAGAAAGAGCCUGUGAAGGAACAGGUAGAAGACCAAGAAAAGCCUGAUGUUAAAGAAGAGAAGAAAGUUGAAGGGCCAAAGACAACUGAAGCACAAGAAGAAGUUAAAGUGGAAUCUAAAUCCGAGGAACCUGUUCCAGUUAAAGAAGAAAAUAAUGAUAACAGUGAAAGUGAACCAUUGGAUGACCCAAUUACAUCCAUAUCUAAUUGGUGGUCCUCUUCCGGUGCCAACACAGUUUCCAGUUUAUGGAGUAAGACAACUGAACAAGCUACUCAAUUGAAGAACCGUUUGGCUCAGGAACAAGCUUCAUUACCAUUACCUAUUCCACCAAUCAAUUCAUCUACAAUUACUGAUUUGGCUAAAUCAUUACAGAAAAUUGUUGUUGGUGAAACUGAGGAAGUAUUACGUAUUCAUUUAGUACAUGACCUUGUCAAUUAUUCAUAUUUACAAUAUCAUGUCGAACAAAGGUUUGAUCAAGUGUUGAGUGAUCAAGUACAAGGUGGGAUCCGUAUUUUCGUAGAUGAAUGGGGAAAACCAAAUUCUAAUCAACAACAACCAGCUCAAGAAGCUGUUAUAUUAAACAGUGACGAUAUUGGUAAUAAUGGUAACGUAAGUAUCGUAAAGAACCCUGUUCCUGUUAAGAGACAAUUGAAUGCUUUCAGUGGUAAAGUAUCAGAUGGUGAAAAACUUGCUUUUGCGAAUUUGGAUAACGCUGUAAAAUUAUUCAAUAAAGCUCAUGAAGAAGUCAUUAGACAACAAAAAGAAAAUGAAACUGUAUCCGAUGAUACAGCUAAUAUAAGCGAUAUUUUCAUCUCUAUUGUUCCAAUUGUUAUUCCUAGCGCUAGCAAAGCCGAUGAAAAGAAUACUGCUACUGACGCUUCUCAACCUGGUAACUUCAGUUUCACUAUGGUACUUAAGGACAUUACAAACAAUAUAACAAGUACUACGCGAUCCCAAGGUUUUCCAGCAAAAUGGAUACAUUGGUUAGAAGGUGGUUCUGUUCUACGUAAGGAACAUGGGAAGCAGCAAGGGCAAGAUCUUGAGAAAGAUAAUGACGAAAAUGAAGAGGACGAUGAUGAUGAUGAUGAACAAAUUGACCCUAGCGAAUGGGUUCAAGACUGGGUUGAGGACGGGAUCAGCCUGGUGCUAGGUGUCGUCGCCCAGAAUUAUGUAGUUGAGCGUAUGGGCUUUAAUUAG
This is a messenger RNA of Maudiozyma saulgeensis, 1407 nucleotides long. Lineage: Eukaryota; Fungi; Ascomycota; Saccharomycetes; Saccharomycetales; Saccharomycetaceae. The record is from the annotation of a GenBank genome assembly.